AUGGAGCUCACCUCAGUCCCUCUCCACAAAGGACAGGUCUCCUGGAGGGGACUCCUGCUUACAGUCUCUCUUGUCAUCUACUGGAACUCUCCCACCGCUGCCCAAGACAUCACUCUUGAAGCAGUUCCAUCCGUUGUUGCUGUAGGGGGAAGUGUUUAUCUACUUGCCCACAAUGUGCCAAGAAGUAUCCGUUUCUUUACCUGCAAAGAACCACUACCCAAGCCCAGCAUCACAACCAACAAUGCCAAUUCUAUGGAGGGUGAGGACUCAGUAGCAUUAAUGUGUGAGCCUAAGACUCAGAAUACAGCCUACCUGUGGAGGAUCAAUGACCAAAGCCUCUCAGUAGAGAACAGGCUGAAGCUGUCUGAGGACAACAGGACUCUCACUUUACUCAGUGUUGUGAGGACUGACACUGGACUCUAUGAAUGUGAAUCUGGAACACA
Messenger RNA from Onychomys torridus (southern grasshopper mouse), 443 nucleotides. RefSeq names its product carcinoembryonic antigen-related cell adhesion molecule 8-like. The annotation marks the transcript as partial. The record is from RefSeq and is a predicted model, not a curated record. The transcript has 3 exons. Gene Ontology annotation, biological process: regulation of immune system process; signal transduction. Gene Ontology annotation, cellular component: plasma membrane; cell surface. Lineage: Eukaryota; Metazoa; Chordata; Mammalia; Rodentia; Cricetidae. Gene Ontology annotation, molecular function: protein tyrosine kinase binding.